GCCACUCCUUCCAGUGUUCCUCUCAGACUCAGUCCCUUACUACAAGCUGGCUGGCAGCUGCCUAUCACUGUGGAGUUCCAGCUGGGGUACUAUUUCUUCCACUCUGACACCAAUGAUGGGGCACUAUUCCUCCUACUGACACCAAUGAUGGGGCACUAUUCCUCCCACUGCCAUGAAUGAUGGGGCACUAUUCCUCCCACUGACACCUACGAUGGUGCCCCAUCAUUAGUGUUAGUGUGGAAGCAAUAGUGCCCCAUCAUUAGUGUCAGUGGGAGGAAUAGUGCCCCAUCAUUGCAUCAGUGUGAACCAGGGCUAAGGGGGUAAUUCUUUCCAAUGUCCUGAUGUGUAAGGAGCAUUCCUCCCACUGAC
Messenger RNA from Staurois parvus, 369 nucleotides. The record is from the annotation of a GenBank genome assembly. Lineage: Eukaryota; Metazoa; Chordata; Amphibia; Anura; Ranidae.